This is a messenger RNA of Phyllostomus discolor (pale spear-nosed bat), 2448 nucleotides long. It is a transcript of the gene ADAM7, whose product is annotated as ADAM metallopeptidase domain 7. The record is from RefSeq and is a predicted model, not a curated record. The transcript is spliced from 22 exons. Gene Ontology annotation, cellular component: plasma membrane. Bases 1 to 2448 code for a protein of 815 amino acids. Gene Ontology annotation, molecular function: metalloendopeptidase activity. NCBI's taxonomy places the organism in Eukaryota, Metazoa, Chordata, Mammalia, Chiroptera, Phyllostomidae. Gene Ontology annotation, biological process: proteolysis.
AUGACAAAGGAUACAGGUGAACAGUCAGAUGCAGAGCUUUCUCUUUCUGAGGAGACAGCCUUGGCUGUGGGGAGUUCACGGCCCAGGUUUGAGGGCCAUGCCCAGCCUCAGGCUGUGACUAAUGGAGUGCUGCAAGUCCAGGCACGCAGAGAUCAAGCUCUGCCGGAAGAAAAGGCAAUCCUCCGAGCUCAAGGUCAAGAACUGGUUUAUCCUAAAAGGCUCCCCGUUAUACAGAAGCGAGAUGUUUGGCACACCCAUGAUGAUGAUGUACAGGAAACUUAUGAAGAUGAAUUGUUGUAUGAAAUAAGUCUACAUAAAAAAAUCUUUAUACUUCACCUUUUAAAAUCAAGGGAGUUCCUAGCCUCAAAUUACAGUGAAACACACUACUCGGCAAAAGGAGAAGAAAUCACCAGACACCCUCACAUCACGGAUCACUGUUUUUACCAAGGAUCCAUUAUACAUGAACAUGAUUCUGCUGCCAGUAUCAGCACAUGCCAUGGUCUCAGGGGAUUCUUCAGGGUACAUGACCAAAGGUAUCUCAUUGAACCAGUGAAAUACUCAGAUGAGGGAGAACAUUUGGUGUUCAAAUAUAACGCAAAGAUGCAGUAUGCCUCCAAUUAUUCUUGUAAAGAGCUCAAUUUCAGCAGGACAACUGUUCCAAACAAUAACACCAAGUCCAUGGAAGACUCCCAAAUGGAAAACACGCAUAAGGAAAACUAUGUUGAACUGUUCGUUGUUGCUGAUGAUAAUGUGUAUCGCAGGAAUAAUAAUCCCCACAACAAACUGAGGGACCGAAUUUGGGGAAUGGUCAAUUUUGUCAACAUGAUUUAUAAAACUCUGGAUGUUCGUGUUACAUUGGUUGGCCUUGAGAUAUGGACAAAUGGAGAUAAAAUAAAAGUAGAUUCCAACAUAGACACUACUUUAUUGCGUUUUUCAUUUUGGCAACAAAGGAUCCUUAAAAAAAGGAAGGAUUUUGAUCAUGCUUUAUUACUCAGUGGGAAGUGGCUCUAUACCCACGCGCAAGGAACUGCCUUUCCAGGGGGUAUGUGCCUGCCCAUUUAUUCCUCCAGUGUUGUUAAGGACCUUUUGCCUGACCUUAACGUAGUUGCAAGCAGAAUAGCUCAUCAGCUAGGCCAUAGCCUUGGGAUGCAGCAUGACGAUUACCCGUGUACCUGUACUUUGGGAAGAUGUGUGAUGGACAGAGGUGGAAGCAUUCCUGCACUAAAAUUCAGUAAGUGCAGCAGAAUCCAGUACGAACAAUUCCUGAAGGACUAUAACCCAACAUGCAUGUUUAAUGUUCCAUUUUCUGAUAACUUAAGUGAUUCUCCAUAUUGUGGAAAUGAGAAAUUGGAUGAAGGGGAAGAAUGCGACUGUGGCCCUGCUCAGGAGUGCACUGAUCCUUGCUGUGAUGCAGACAAAUGUAUGUUGAAGCCAGGGUUUACCUGUGCAGAAGGAGAAUGCUGUGAAGCUUGUCAGAUGAAAAAAGCAGGGACGAUCUGCAGACCAGCAAAAGAUGAAUGUGAUUUUCCUGAAGUGUGUACUGGCCACUCUUCUGGGUGUCCCAGGGACCAAUUCCAAGCAAAUGGCUUCCCUUGCAAGAAUUCGAAAGGCUACUGCUUCAUGGGGAAAUGUCCCACCCGGGAUGGCCAGUGCUCUGAAUUGUUCGACCAUGAGGCCAAAGACAGUCCUGAUAUCUGCUACCUGAUGAAUAAAAAGGGAAACAGAUUCGGAUACUGCAAAAGCAAGGGCGGCAGAUUAAUCCCCUGUGAGGAAAAAGAUGUCAAGUGUGGAAAGAUAUACUGCACCGGUGGGCAGCACUCAUCUAUCCUGGGGGAAGAAAAGAUCUACCACCUUCAGGCUCCAAAGCAGAAUAUCACCACUGAUUGCAAAACCUUUUUUUUAUAUCACAAUUCUAAAGAUUUGGGCCUGGUUGCUCCUGGAACAAAAUGUGCAGAUGGAAUGGUGUGCAGCAAUGGUGAAUGUGUGAAUAUUGAAAAGAUCUACAAUUCAACCAAUUGCUCCUCUGAGUGCAAUGAAAAUGCUGAGGGUGGCAGUGACCUCGAGUGCCAGUGUGAGGAAGAAGAAGUAUUUGUGGAAUGGGAAGAGACCAUAAAUGUUGCCAAUAUCUCCAUCCUGGUUGUUGUGCUUGUCCUGGGUAUUAUCGGUGUUGGGGCUACUGCAUUAUUAAUUCAUCACCAAAAAUGUAUUAAAUUGAAGCAAAUUCAGAGCCCUCCCCGAGACGUGCGGGGAGUUGAGAAUAAAGGAUACUUCAGCGAUGAGCAGCAGACGAGGACUGAGCCAAUCCUACCUGACAUCCAUCCCCUACACAAACCUGCAAUUAGAGAGCAAAGAGGACUCACAGAUUCUGUGGCAGGUGGUCCCUCCCCAUUACCACCACCAUGUUCAGAUGCUAGCAUCCUUCUGUGUUCUUUGGUGCAUCUUCAUUGA